Molecule: messenger RNA, 1387 nt
Organism: Drosophila obscura
Lineage: Eukaryota; Metazoa; Arthropoda; Insecta; Diptera; Drosophilidae
Product: peritrophin-48
Exons: 2
Coding region: 101-1186 (361 amino acids)
Cellular component (GO): extracellular region
Molecular function (GO): chitin binding
Source: RefSeq, a predicted model, not a curated record
GCGCAUCAUUCGUCUUCUGGUUGCUGCUCACAAGGGAACGUACCGCAGUCAAACUUCAAGGAUACCGAUACCGAAACUCUCCUCCGCAAGGAUAUACACCAUGAAGCAAGCUAGGGGGAUCCUGCCAUUGCUCGCGCUGGCCUGCCUGGCGGCCGGUGCCCUGGCCGGCAAUACGAUCGACGAGUUCGAGUAUCUGUCUGUCCAGGAGAUGUGCGCCCUGCUGCCGUGGGAGACGAGCUUCCUGCGCCCGACCACCUGUGACAAUUGGGUGACCUGUCCGCAGGUCAACGGCACCAGUCUGGAGCACGGCGCCUGCGCCACCGGCCUCUUCUACAACAAGCAGCUGGGCCGCUGCAACCUGGCCUCCAGCGUCAGCUGUCCCUACACGGGCUUGGAGGUCGCCUCUCCCGUCAACAUGUGCGCCAACGAGACCGACGGCACCUUCCUGGAAGACGCCAGCAGCAGCGACUGUCGCGGCUACAUCCUCUGCCAGGGCCGCGCCCAGAUCCACGCCAACUGCCCCAACGAGCUGAUCUUCAAUCCCAGAUCCCGCUCCUGCGUCUACCACAACCAGUACACGUGCCCGGUGAGCCAGACGCAGCACACCAGCCCGGCAUGCCGCUCCCUGGCCAACAAUACGCGCCUCGCCCACACCGAGCACUGCGAGCGGUACUACGAGUGCGUCAACGAUAUCCUCCACAGCCGCGAGUGUGCAGCCCAGAAGGCCUACGACGUCAACAGGGGCUACUGCGUGCCCGUCGAGGAGGUGGCCUGCUACGCCACGGCCGCCCUGCCGGAGCCGGAGAACACGUUCUGCCUGAACAGCACCGGUGGCUACUACGCGGAUGAUCAGUCCUGCAGCCACUACUACAUCUGCGGCAAACCCGUCAUGGGCAAACACGACACGCAGCCCCAGCACCUGAGCUGCGCCCUCGGCCAGUACUUUGACAUCGAGAAGCUCUCCUGCCGCGACCGUCUCAACGUUCGCUGCGUGCUGGACCGCUGCGUGGGCAACAACAUGUCCUACGUGAACGUGGCCGAUGAUUGCCAGAAAUAUGCCCGCUGCUCGGGCGGCGUCACCGCCGGCACCGGCCGUUGUCCGGACAAUUACUACUUCGAUGAGCGCAGCCAGGGCUGCACGCCCACCAACAACCACUACAUUGCCUGCUCGCCCAGGAUUGCCUAACCCGUCAGCCGUAAAUUAUAAUAAUCCGAUCCGAUCCGUAUCCGUAUCCGUAACAUGGUGGAGGUCACAAGUAGCGAUGGUCAUGGACUCAAAUGCACGAUUAAAAAUUUUCUGAACACGGUCCAAUACGUCAAAUUGUAAUUUCUUUUAUUUGUUUUUGUUGCAUACUUUUAUUAAUAUUAAACUUCAACAAUGCAUUCC